Messenger RNA from Aureobasidium melanogenum CBS 110374, 582 nucleotides. RefSeq lists its product as uncharacterized. The record is from RefSeq and is a predicted model, not a curated record. The transcript is spliced from 4 exons. Gene Ontology annotation, biological process: mitochondrial respiratory chain complex I assembly. The coding region runs from base 1 to 582 and encodes 193 amino acids. Lineage: Eukaryota; Fungi; Ascomycota; Dothideomycetes; Dothideales; Saccotheciaceae.
AUGGCCGCACACGAGGAGCAGCCCUACCGCCCCAAGGAUGCCCUGGGCGCCUCAAUCAAGGCCGGCAUGAUCACCACCGGCGCUGGUCUUUUCGUCUCGACCAUUCAGAACACCCUCACCAAGCAGAACUAUGGUGCUAUGGGCGCCUUCACCAAGUUUGGUGGCACUACCGCCGUCUACGGUGCCAUGGGAGCCGCCUACGAAUUCACCAGAUGCGCCUCGGCCAACCUCAGACAACGCGACGAUGCCUGGAACUCUUUCUGGGGUGGUCUUGCUGGUGGCUCAAUGCUCGGUCUUAGAUUCCGCACCGCUCCCGCCGUCGCCGGUUACGGAGCCGCUCUCGCCGUUGUCCUCGGUACCUGGCAGUACGCUGGUGGCAAGAUCACUGGUUACGAUGUUGAUCCCACAGUCGACGAAGUGGCCCGAAAAGAAUACGUGCGCAAGAACAGAAGGAGACCAAUGGAGGAGACACUCGAGCAGAUUGGCGAGGGACGCGGCAUCUUCGGGCCCGGAUACCAAGAGAGAAGAGCAGAGAGACUCCAGCAAAACUACGGCAUCGAGGUGCCAGCUGCUUCUUCUUAG